This is a messenger RNA of Lactuca virosa, 363 nucleotides long. The record is from the annotation of a GenBank genome assembly. NCBI's taxonomy places the organism in Eukaryota, Viridiplantae, Streptophyta, Magnoliopsida, Asterales, Asteraceae.
AUGGAAACUAAAGAAACUGAUAUAAUCAGGUUGGAAAAGAAAACUUUGGCUGAAAAAUACAAGAAUAUCAAAGAAGUCAAGACUGGUCAGAGGGACCAUGUCUCUUUGGGAUCAGGAAAGGGAAAACUCAACAUCAUUUCUGAAAAAGGUACUGAAGAUGAUCCAGUGUUAACUGAAACAGAAAGAAUGGCAAGAGAGAAAAGAGAUAAAGAACUUGAUGAGCUUAAUGCAUUAAGGGAAAAGUUGGAUGCAGAAGAGGCAGAAGCCAAGAAUUCCGAAAUGAUUAUUGAAAGUAACAAAGCUUUAUUUACGGCAUGGAAUCUUGAGUACUUCCCUAUCACUCCAAGAUCUUUUCUCUUCUGA